Molecule: messenger RNA, 6377 nt
Organism: Sander lucioperca (pikeperch)
Lineage: Eukaryota; Metazoa; Chordata; Actinopteri; Perciformes; Percidae
Gene: kif5aa
Product: kinesin family member 5A, a
Exons: 29
Coding region: 510-3698 (1062 amino acids)
Biological process (GO): microtubule-based movement
Molecular function (GO): microtubule motor activity; microtubule binding; ATP binding
Source: RefSeq, a predicted model, not a curated record
GCCGAUAGAGGGCGCUGUGGCCAUCAAAGCAGGCCAAACAUCCGCAGCUUUACCUCACUGCCCUUCCAGCAGCAUCUCACCUUCAACCGGCCUGACGCACAUCCACCGCCGCACCCGAAAAGGAAAAGAAAAACACGAGAGAAAGACAGCGUCAAACAAACCAACAAUUGAAAUCGAGCAACAGCAGAGUCGGGGUUUAUUUUUCAAUGAUGUAGGGGAUCGUUUUGCGGUUUGACAUCUAAUUUCAGUCUGCCAGCCUCUCUGCGACACGGAAACACCAUCCAGCUGCGCAUAAAUAAAUUGCAUCCUCUCGCAGCUUGUCAGGAUAAAACCAUCCAACCUCUCCACCGUCCUCAGAGUCCCCUCGACGUAGAAGGACUAAGUCACUGCGCAUCCCUCCUCGUUUAUUUAGACGGUCAGAUCAGGCCCCGAUCAGCGACGGGUCGCCUCCAGCCUCGGCAGCAUCUCUCCUCUCAGAAAGCAGCAUCCUUCCUCCUUGAAUCUGCGCAAUGGCCGAUAUUCCAGCGGAGUGUAACAUAAAAGUGUUGUGUCGCUUUCGUCCUCUCAACCAGUCAGAGAUUCUACGUGGGGACCAGUUCAUCCCCAAAUUCCAAUCAGACGAUACUGUCCUCGUCGGGGGGAAGUCCUACGUGUUUGAUCGAGUGUUUCCGACCAACACCACCCAGGAGCAGGUGUACAACACCUGUGCCAAGCAGAUUGUCAAGGAUGUUCUGGGUGGAUACAAUGGCACUAUCUUCGCAUAUGGACAAACCUCCUCCGGGAAGACCCACACCAUGGAGGGCAAGCUGCACGACCCUCACCAAAUGGGCAUCAUUCCUCGCAUCGCUGAGGAUAUUUUCAACCACAUCUUUGCCAUGGACGAAAACCUGGAAUUCCACAUCAAGGUUUCAUAUUUUGAAAUCUACAUGGACAAAAUCCGUGACCUUCUGGAUGUGACAAAGACCAACCUGUCUGUCCAUGAGGAUAAGAAUAGGGUGCCAUUUGUCAAGGGAUGCACUGAGCGUUUUGUCUCCAGCCCUGAUGAGGUUAUGGAUGUGAUCGAUGAAGGCAAAGCUGCCCGCCAUGUUGCUGUGACCAACAUGAACGAGCACAGUUCUCGCAGCCACAGCAUCUUCCUGAUCAACAUCAAACAGGAGCAUGUGGAGACUGAGCAGAAACUGUGUGGAAAGCUGUACCUGGUGGAUCUGGCUGGCAGUGAGAAGGUCAGUAAGACUGGAGCAGCAGGAGCUGUCCUGGAUGAGGCUAAAAACAUCAACAAGUCUCUUUCUGCUCUGGGAAAUGUCAUCUCUGCGUUGGCUGAGGGCACGAAAAGUCACGUACCGUACCGUGACAGCAAAAUGACCCGCAUCCUGCAGGACUCCCUCGGUGGAAACUGUCGCACCACCAUGUUCAUCUGCUGCUCUCCCUCCAGCUACAACGACGCCGAGACCAAAUCCACUCUAAUGUUUGGACAACGCGCCAAGACCAUCAGGAACACCGCCUCCAUCAACCUGGAGCUGACGGCGGAGCAGUGGAAGAGGAAGUAUGAGAAAGAGAAGGAGAAGAACAAGACUCUGAAGGAAACCGUCCAGAAGCUGGAGAUUGAGCUCAACCGCUGGAGAAAUGGAGAGGAGGUGCCUGAGACGGAGCAGACCACGGCAGACGUGGUGACCCGUUUUGAGACCGUGGAGGAGCGUCCCAUUUUGGACAAUGACACCUCCUCCAUUGUGGUUCGCAUUUCCGAGGAGGAGCGGCAGAAGUACGAGGAGGAAAUCCGCAAGCUCUACAAGCAGCUGGAUGAUAAGGAUGAUGAGAUCAACCUGCAGUGCCAGUUGGUGGAGAAACUGAAGCAGCAGAUGCUGGACCAGGAUGAGCUCCUAGCCUCAUCCAAGGGCGAUGGGGAUAAGGUCCAGGCUGAACUUGGCAGGCUUCAGGUGGAGAGCGACUGUGCCAAGGCUGAGGUGAAGGAGGUGCUGCAGGCUCUGGAGGAGCUUGCCAUCAACUACGACCAGAAGAGCCAGGAGGUGGAGGAGAAAGGCCUGCAGAACCAGCUGCUGGCUGACCAACUGUCCCAGAAAAUGGCCAGUCUGAUGGAGCUGGAGGCAGAGCUGUCUCGUAUGCAGGAAGUGAGCGGGCAGCAGAGGAAACGCAUCGCUGACGUCCUCAACGGUCUGAUGAGGGACCUCAGUGAGUUCAGCACCAUCGUGGGCAACGGGGAGAUCAAGCUGCCGGUGGAGAUUAGCGGCGCGAUCGAAGAAGAGUUCACGGUGGCUCGCCUCUACAUCAGCAAGAUCAAGUCGGAGGUGAAGAGCAUGGUGAAGCGCUGCCGCCAGCUGGAGAACAUGCAGCUGGAGUGCCACCGCAAGAUGGAGGAAACUGGGAGGGAGCUCUCCUCAUGCCAGCUCCUCAUCUCCCAGCAUGAAGCUAAGAUCCGCUCCCUGACAGAGUACAUGCAGAGCGUGGAGCAGAAGAAGAGGCUGCUGGAGGAGAGCCACGACUCCCUGAGCGAAGAGCUGGCCAAGCUGCAAGACCAGGAUAACUCCCUGCUUGAGGAGAAGGAUGGAGAGAAGGGUGAGACUGAGGAUGGAAAUGUGAAGAAGGUUUCCCGUCAGCAGGAGUCUCACCGUGGCCUCCAUCACAAGCAGCUGGCCCGCCUGCGGGAUGAGAUCAAUGAGAAGCAGAGGAUCAUUGACGAGCUCACUGAUCGUAACUCCAAGCUGGAACUGGAGCUGGCUCAUGUCCGCGCCGACUUUGAACGCCUGAAGAGUCAGGACAACACUAAGAGUGAGCGUCUGGAGGAGCUCUCAUUCCUGCAUGAGCGCCAUGAGCAGACUAAACAGGACUUGAAGGGUCUGGAGGAGACUGUCGCCCGCGAACUCCAGACCCUCCACAACCUGCGCAAGCUGUUCGUUCAAGACCUCACGUCGCGGGUUAAAAAAAGUUCCGAAAUGGAGCCUGAUGAUAGCGGGGGGUCUUGCACCCAGAAGCAGAAGAUUUCCUUUCUUGAGAAUAACCUGGACCAACUUACAAAGGUUCACAAACAGAUUCCAAUUUUCCCACCCUGUGUCAUUUCUCACCCCUCCCUCUGUCUCUCUCCCUUCCAGCUGGUACGUGACAAUGCAGAUCUGCGUUGUGAGCUUCCAAAGUUGGAGAAACGUCUUCGGUCUACUGCUGAGAGAGUUAAGGCCCUGGAGACUGCACUGAGGGAUGCCAAGGAGGGCGCAAUGAUGGACCGCCGCCGUUACCAGCAGGAGGUUGACCGCAUCAAGGACGCCAUGAGGGCAAAGAACGCCCUGAGGCGCCCCCAUGCAGCACAGAUCGCUAAGCCAGUGAGACCGAAGCAGAUGCCUGUCUGCUCUCCCACCAACCCGUUCUACACUUACAUCCGUGCCACUGAACAGGCCAACACCUACAGCAACGCCCUCUUCCAGGGCAACGUGACACAGCCAAGCGCCGCCAGCUCAAACUGCAACCCCAACUCUGUCCAGAGCAACACAGUUUCCACAGCACUGGGCUACAGAGCAGGCAGAUAUACCGGAGACAUACUGGAGUCCUUCCCACUCAACAUUGACAACGCAGGUAACAGUAUCAGUGAGACAAGAGACAUCAAUGACAACAGAAGUGAUGUUUACUGUGGCAGCGAGGUGGAUGAUUCAAACAGGCACUACAUCAUUCAGCAGGAGACCGCCGCAAGUUAAUGCCAUGAAGAUGACCAAACACUGUACCUGUCCACGGACCCUCUCCUUCCAUCUGCAUGCAGCCUGUCUCCCCUGUCCCUCCACUGCAUCACUGAUGAAGAUGAUGAUGAAGAUCUGUAGCCCUGUAGUCUUCACACUAGAUGAAGCCCCUCCAGCUCCUUUGGUGACCACUAUGACCCUUAGGUUUGGGGUCCAGUCCCUUCCAGUUCAGUCAGUAGAGGAAGUAAAUUAAAUCAGAAUUCGUUUUUUUAAAAAUAAGAACUUCACUUAAUCAACUCAUUGAUCUCUUUCCCAAUCAAUUUGUCACCAGAUAUCACUGAUGCUGAUUACCUCCUGAGGUGGUUGAGCUGAAACGGGACUAACUCCAUCCCUGAUGACUUAGUACACACAUGUUGUAAAUAAUAGUGCUGUAUACUCCAGUAGAGGUUUUUGACCAGCAACUGUUCCAGCCUCCACCGUCCCCUGCACACAUCUUCUUAUGGGCAACAUGUGAAUGGCAUACUGUAGGCAGACGUGACCUUUUUCUCUGUCGUAAAUAAGAGUAUAGUGUGUAACGCCAGCUUGUAACAGAAGACCCACACUCUGCAUGCAUGUCGCUUAGAGGGUUAGCUUUCAAAUCUUUGCAUGUGUCCUGAUUCCAGUCAGGAGCUGGUAUGCUGCGAGUGAAGAGUCUGAUCGACUUCGACAGAUGUCACACAGAGAGAGAGAGAGAGAAAGCGAGAGGGUUUCCCUUAAUCCCGAUCAGGGCUCAGUGCUUUAGAUUUCCUAUUUUAAUGUAAAACUGGUCUGUUGUGUUAAUGUGGCUCAAACACAGGAAAAACAACAAAAAACACAUCAUAAGUGGAGCAACAUGUGUCAGGGAAACCCAGCCUGUGUUGAGGAAACCUUUUGUUAUUGCUUUGAUACUGUGAUGUUGCAGCUGUAUGAUGCCAUUGUAUAUUUCAGGUAAUGCUGCCCACUUCCAUUUAUUGUGGAUCCCUCCCUGCAUUGCACCGACACCUUGUGAGUCUUCAUGUCGAGCCUUAACAAGAGCUGACUUCUCAUGAUCAAACUAACACGUGUGCAUACAUUUGUAAUUACUACCUCUAGAGCUACUCAUUAUACGCUUAUUACACUAUACUAACAUCCUCUUAAAUGUCGAAUAAGAGCUGAUCUUAAAGUUUCUAGAGAAAGAUGCAACUUUAGUACAUCAAUAGCUGUAAGUAGAUUUAAAAGCUCUUAUCAGAGCAGUAGUUAUAUUCUCCUGAAGUUCAUUCAUACACAGAUUCCUCCUCCAUCAUAAAACAGAAUCAGGGCUAGGCUGAAAACGUGCUUGCAAAAAUGUUCUAGUGCAGGACCAGAAAGUUUGGGUUUACCACGUAAGGGCAUAUCAAGGUAUACUACAUUGAUUUCAAAUAUUUUCCUAAACUUUCUGGUGCUUGAUGCAUUUUCCUAUUUGGUACCUAGUAAGGCUGAAAUUAUAAUGCCUGCAUCCUUUGUCUCCCAAUGUAAAGUUAGACUAUGUAUUGUCUAAAUUUUGAUUUUAAAACAGAAGUGAAGUAACAUCUUCAACACUUUUUAGACUAUAUGGAUGUUUUUUUAGUGAUUCAGUGCUUUUUAAACAGACCCAUCAACAGUCCGAUGAUUAGGGAGUGUCUGCAAACGAGUCCCCAGCUGAGCAGCCACCAGUCUGGGAUGGACCGACCGUUUGACAGAUGCUUGUUGUUUGUAGCUUGUUGUCAAGGUGUGCUGUUAUUCUUCAGUCAGAAAUCCUGACCAGCCAAUCAGGAUAGAAGAACGCAACAUGUCUCUGGUGGGUGACGAACAUAUGGAUGUGUUUGGACUGAGCUGAGUCGCUGAAAGGACAGAUUAGAACAGACGUGUGUCGCUUUUAAAGGAAACGUGCUUUACGACCAAACAGCUUUUAAAUAACAAAAUCUUUUACAAUGAAAAAUAAUUCUCUAUGCUAAGUUCAGUGUAUUACAUGGCAUGACUGGACUUGUUCUAUUUAGCCCAAAUAGGACCUGAGUAUGUAAAUUGUCUAAUACUUAACAGCCUAACUCAUGACAGCACCACUCUGUCUCAUGCUUUAUGCUCAUCACAACAUCUCAGGGCUUCGCAUUCACAAUCACAGCCACCAUGAGCCAUCACCACUGUCUUCCUCAUGCGAGUGCUGAUGAAAAAUCAGGUCAGCAGGUAUUCUUCAAGGCUUAGCAGAUAAAUGGGAUGAUAAAUAUACAGAAAUAACAACAUUUUAAACAUAGUGUCUCCAUUCUAGCACAUGACAUCCAAAAUGAAAAAAACCCUCUGGUCAGACCCUACUGUAUGUGUCCAAGCAAACCCUCUAUUUGACAUCAUGUUUCAAGUAUUAUAAAUAAAUCCGAAGGAGGGGGGGAUGUGUACUAUAUUGCCACCUGCUGUCCAACUGUCUUAUUUCAACAUAUCUAAAAUACAUGUGCUAUAUAUUGUUAAUCUUGUAAGUAAAAUAGCGUGCCAUGAGAUAGUAAAAUGCAAAAGAAAUGCACACGCUAAUUUCGUUCAAAGAAAUGUUUGUUUUAUUUAUUUCUGUAUGCCUAUACUGUAGCGUCAACAUGAUUAUGUGAAGAAUCACAGUUCUGUAUAUAUAGACUCAUUACUAUGCUGUAUUGUAUGUGAAUCAUUGUGUUGUAGUAAAAAGUUCAAUAAACUUGUAGAAAGGAA